AUGCAAAAUGAGGUGCCGCUCGACGCGGUGGUCGACGUGACUGCUGGUCGAGGAACGGUCCGAUUCGUGGGGAAUACGGCAUUUGCACCUGGUAAAUGGGUCGGAAUCGAACUCGCCGCGCCUAAUGGAAAGAACGAUGGUUCGGUCAAGGAUGUUGUGUAUUUCUCCUGCGCCCCCAAUCACGGUGUCUUUGUGAGGCCGAGUCAAGUCAAAAUUGUUUCCACACCAGGUCAGGCCAGUCGACCCGCAUCUCGAAAUGGACCGCGAGGGUCAAUGCCCUCGACGCCGGCCCGUCAAUCAUCUUCCCGUUCUGUAAAUACACGUGCCGGAUCCCCAGGCCAAGCAUCGCCCCUAACCAUUCGUACACCGUCCAAUUCGCGUCUCCCGGCGUCCAAGCUGCCCCCUCCCAGCCCUAUCUCGGCAACGGCUGCUCGCCGGCCAACUCUCGCACCUCACAAACGUACAGGAAGCACAUCAGGCGCACACCCAUUCGCGCAAAGCCCACUCACAAGAGCUCAGCCUCCGAGAACAACCAGUGUUCAGUCCGGAUCGACUAGACUCGAGUCCGAUGAUGGAAACGGAGAAGACGACGAGGACGAUACUAUCACGCGGCCGUUGGAAGAGAGAAGACCCUCUGUUGCUGACUCGGAGAGAGAGAUACGACAUUCUCCUAUUGAAUCUCGUCCGCCUAUCUCUCGCCUGGUUGUACCAGCUCAAUCCCCAGCAAACUACCCAACCAGCAGUCCACUCAGUCCUUCUAAGCCCUCUGUUUUACCACUUGCGUCAACAGGAGGGAAUGAGACCGCUCGCGUACCUUCGUUGUCAAAACAACCUUCACGAGGACUGAUGCUUGAACCUUCGAGUAUGAUCGUUCGUUCUGAAUCCGAGACCAUGGCUGUCGUUCCUCCCAGCCCCAAAUUGGCUGCUCCCCCGAGUCCCAAACAAGUCAAGGAGGACGCCGAAUUACGUGUCAAGCUACGCGUACUUGAAUCUAAACGGACUGAAGAUGCGCGUCUCAUACCAAAGCUUCAAGCUCUACAAACAGAACUCUCACAGACAAAACGAGAAUUAGCAGACCAACAGGCUGAAAUGUCAACACUUGAUGAAAAGGGGGUUGAGGCUGCCGAGCAACUAGAAAUGGCUAUGUUGGAUAAGGAGGUAGCAGAAGAGCGUGCUGAGGCCGCUGAACUCGAACUUGAAUCUGUCAAAGAGAAGCUAGCUGAAAUAGAAAUUGAACUGCAAUCUUUGAAGGAGGGUGGUACUCCCGAGGGUGGUGGCGGGGAAGCAAAGAAGAGCCUGGACGUGAUACAACUAGAGAAACAUAACGAACGACUGAAGGAAGCCCUAAUCAAACGCGGAGCAGAAAGAAAGAUAGCAGAGUUAGAGCGGGAUUUGAGUGGGAUUGACGAACUUCAGACCGGGUACGAAGAGACGCUAUCCAAGCUCGCCAAUGCCGAUGCACAGAUCGAGGACCUCAAAAUUCAGCUGGACGAUGCACUUGGUGCUGAGGAGAUGCUCGUACAAUUGACAGAUCGGAAUUUGCAGCUCAGUGAGAAAAUCGAAGAGAUGCGUGUGUCGAUCGAGGAUCUUGAGGCACUUAAAGAACUCAACGACGAGAUUGAAGAGAACCAUGUCGAGGCUGAGCGGGCUAUGCAAGAAGAAAUUGAUGGGAAGGAUAGCCAAAUACGCGAACUGAACCAAAAGAUCGAGACGCUUGAAGAAACGAUUACGGAUUAUGAAGGCACGAUUGUGCAAUUUAGAGAGCUUGUUGGACAUAUGCAAGGAGACAUGGAAAAUCUCCGUCAAGAGAACCAAAUCCACCAAUCCGAAUCCUCCGCUCAGGCCACCCAAUCUGCUGCAAUCCUCUCGCUCAACAUGCGCUUGCAAUCGACCGCGGCCAAGAAUCAGGCCAAGAAUAUCGAAUUCGAGUUGCGUAAAUUGGACGCGGCACAGGCAAAAGAGUGGCUGGCCAUCGUGCAGCCGUAUCUGCCACAGGUCUAUGUCGAAGUGGAUGCAGACGCGACCGCAUGUUACAUGUUCUUCCAACGUCUAGCGACGAAAGCUGAACUUAUUGCAAACGUGGUUGGUUCAGCACACGGACUCCCUGAAAGUCUGUCCGGAAGCGUUCCGGAGAGCUUGGUCGGUGUUUGUGAGAUGCGUGGCCGGAUGUAUCACCUUGCAUGUCUUUGCAAACGAUUUGCGAGUGUCCUGCGUAAAUGCGACGUGAAUACAUUCCAUGCUGUCGGGAGGUUAUUCCCUGAUUUAUCGCCGAUGGAGAAGAGGCUGGAUAUGCAUGUCGAUCUGUUGAAACGGGAUGAAUUUAGGAUAUGGAGUGUGUUAGCGAUAUUGCCAAGAUGUUAUCUCAGUUUGAACACCUCGCAGAUACAGCCUUCUCCGGAUUUGAGGCUGACCUCGCCGAGAAACACUCGAUUUAACGAUGCAACUCGACUGCGAUUUGGAUUCAUUCGUAGCUGCCAUUGGUUUGACCAAGACGCUCUGGAGAACUCUAUCAAGGACGAAGAUACGGUUCUUGAGUACGGUGAUUUGGACAUUGACCGCACAUUGCUUGAGCCUAUAGCUCAAAUCUUGGAACAUCCAAGAGCGCCAAGCUUGCUUUCAAGUAAGAAACUUGUCCGCCGGGUAGAAGACUUGAUCCAAGAAAGCUCGGCAUUGAAACUUGACCUCGUACCCAAACUGACGGCCCUGACUACAACCAUGAUCAAAGGCUGCGACUUUGGGAUCCAACUAGCCCAACGUAUCGGAUCAUACCUUGCCGACGUUCGUGCACAGAAGCAUAACUUCCAACUGGCUAGCGUAUUGUUGCAUGUGCGCGAGACGGCGGCGGAGACCAUGUCGCAGCGGCCCGGGACUGUGGGUUCAUGGGAGGCGGUUGGGCAGCUUGUCGCUGGAUUGGUCAAGGAUGCGACAGCGCUUAUGGAACCUGCGAUGGAACAGGAGAAUAUCCUUAAGCUCGUAGGCGAGGCACCGUGGGUUGUGAGGAUUGCAGAAGUCAAGGCGUUGUCUGCUGUGAAUGUUGAUGCCGAGCGAACGGUCAACAAACUUAAUGAGGAGAUAAAGGACCUUAUUCGCAGUAUCAAGACUCGGGAUCAAACCAUCCAAGAAACCAGCGUCAAGAUCGAGCUCAUGGAGCGACGAAUGGAAACUGUCAAGAAACAGGCCGACGCCAUCAAACAAGAAAAGGCCUAUGAAGAGGCACUCGAACAACUACAGAGCGAUUUAGACGAGAUGGGCCAGGAGAAUGCAAGGUUGAAACAGGCUACAGCCGGGAUGGAAAAGCAUGCCUCUGGUAUGCAGCCUGCGGUGGAAGAACCUGUCAUUGCAUCCGGAGACCUGGAAGCAUCACAUCUUCUCGAACAGGCAAGUUUGAAGCAAUUCCUGACGAUAUAUGUGGCUAACACCCCCCCUUCACAGAUCGAGUCCUUGCGAGGAGCGGUUCGCUUCCUGCGACACGAGAACUCGUACCUCAAGAGCCAGGAUCUCCUCCGCGAACUGAAUUCCCUCCCGCCUCUCGGAGACAAGCCGAUUCCCGUUACCUUGUCUCGUAUAUCACGUACCUCUGCUCGUCCAUUGACCACCGUCGUCCGUUCCCCGACACCUCUUUCGGAGGUAUCAGAAGAAGAAUAUCUCAUGGAAGAACUCCGCGACGAGUACGAUUCGGAGGAAUCCGAGGAAGCAGAAAGGCCUCCGUCGCCUCAUGCGUUGGCCACCGAAUCCAAGCUACUCUACCGGGACCUGUUGCUGACCAGACAGCUACAGCCAGAGCCAGAGCUUCAAGAGAACAACGAAAACGAGGAAGAGAACGAGGAGCAAUGGACGCGGGAGCUGCUCCCUCAUGAGCAGCUCGUUGCUCGUCGUAGGGAGAACAAGAUACUCGGACGUCGCGUGCGUGGUCUUGCGGAGCGGGCUGGCCAGUUGAAUGUGAUUAGGCUGUAA
This is a messenger RNA of Rhizoctonia solani, 3954 nucleotides long. Its product is annotated as Dynein associated protein. Lineage: Eukaryota; Fungi; Basidiomycota; Agaricomycetes; Cantharellales; Ceratobasidiaceae. The coding region runs from base 1 to 3954 and encodes 1317 amino acids. The transcript is spliced from 22 exons. The record is from RefSeq and is a predicted model, not a curated record.